CACAGAUUGGACAAGGUCUGGUGCUCCUCCUCCUGACAUAUCUGCAUGGUCAAAAGUGUUGCCCCUUUGGAUGUCAGACAUGUAACAUAGACAUCAGCAGAUUAACAGACCAAGGGCAGCUGUGUUUAAAAACUGACUAAGAAGAAGUCCAGCAUGCGUCUUCUGUCCCAGCAUGGUUUAACAGGUCGGUGUGCAUUUUUCUGUUGUUGACUUCCAUUUUAGACUAAAUUCAGAGCCUCGAAAAAAGCCGUGGAAUAAGUAACACAGGCUCAAUCAGUUUUUAUUUCUUCUGGCAUGAGUGCACCAUGUUUUAUGUGUCUCCAAAGCAUAUGGAGAUUGAUGUGUGUUGAUAAUUAUGAAUAAUUCUCUGUUUGGGCUCAUCCGUCUCCGUUGAGUUCAUAUUUUUCAUGAAAAUUGAAAUUGUACCUGAAUAUAGUGAUAAUAGGAAUCCUUUGUUAAUUGUUCAGAAAUGCUCCUUGAAAAGUUUAUUCUAAACUAAUUUGAGGGGCUGUGAUCACAAUAGAGCUUUUCUUUCUCAGUACUAAAUUCCUGACACUGAUAUUGGCUUUUUCACCACACUGUGGGCCCUAAUAUCUAUUACUAGUGUUGUGUGAAGUUUGUAUAUAACAGGUGUAAAAUGUAAGCCCUUAAUACUAGUGUGUGUGUCUGUCCAUGUGCAUACUUUCCACCCAUUAGUGGAAAAUGAAAGAACUCUCUCAAUGCAUGUGGCCUUAUGAGAUGUAAGCUUUUUUACACAUAUUUAAGUAAAUAGAGGAUUUUUUCAGGAAUACAGAAACAGGUAAUGACAAAUUUGUCAUGAAAAUGUUUCUAAUAAUAAUACCUUCAAUAUUUCCUGCAUUAUACCAGUAAUAUUGAAAUACUUUGGGCAAAAAGUCUGCAAUCAUUCAGCUCUGCACCACCUCACCGGCUCUCUAAAAAUUUCUAUUGUUCCACACACACAAGAGCAGAUGAACCAGCAGCUAAUCCAGCCUCCUCUCUCAAUGCACACAGAGAACAGACAAUAUCAGCCACAUUAGAGUGCUUGAUUUGAGUAGCAAGAUCGCUCUGGACAGGCCUUGGCCAUACUUCCUUAUUUUAUAAACAAGGUUUAAGGGAUGAACCUAGUCUGGUUCUAAAGACACAACUAGAAACAAGUUUUCUCUACUUUAUGAUGCGUCACAGGGUGUGAGUUCUGAGUUGUGUAGCUGAACACUGAAUCCUUUUUUAAACUUGUGGAUUGAAUGUUUUGUAGAGAACUCAAAUUUGAGGUAUUGUCGCAAAAAGUUUACUUUCAUACAGUUUUAUAAACUUAUUGAUUGAAAGCAAAAGUUCCUCAUCUCCAGAAACACCCACUUUCCUUUUACUUGCUAGAGAUCAAUUUGUGAACUGUCUUCACUUCUGUGUAAAUAAACAUUAAGAUACUACAUUACCUUAGAAGAAAAUCAGAGUGUUUGAGGGAUGACUUUUUUAAUAGUGCUAACAUUUGAGGGAUCAAAACACAAUAUUGGAAACACUGACUGUAUACUAAGAUGGACAGUAAGCCUCUAUUUACUGCAGCAUGAGAUAAAGCCAAAGUAGAUGGAGCAGAAGGAGCCAAGACUGAUUUCUGCAUCAGUGUUUGUCACAUUUAUUCUCCCCUCAUCUCUGUUAAUCCAGACAAGAGGUAUAUUUGUCAACAGGGCAGUCCUUCAGUCAUCAUUUUGAGAUCAAAUUAAAACUCAACUCCUCAAAAACUGAACUUUUGUGGAUUACACACGCAAAAAUUAACUUCUCCUUCACAGCAUGUUUAUAGGUAACAAGGUCAAUGGGGCACUCUAAAAGUUUUGGUUUCACUUUGGGUAGCCGUUGUGUGGUCCGUUUGUUGAAUAGUUGGGUCAUACAAGUCUGGACUGUAUCUUUGCUCAAGCAUGUAAUCGGUGUGUGUAAAUGAUGCUUUUCCUUUGGUUUCUUCUUGUAGCUCAGUGGAGCACAAGCUGCUGCCUGGUCUGUGUGUUCAUCAUGAUCUCCAGCUGCCAACCAGUGGCCCCUAUCCACACCCCUCCAGGGCCAGCAGGUUACCGCUCUGCUUUCUCUGCUACACGGACCAACAGCAUGGUUGGAGGAAAGCAGAAGGCAGUCACCUUUAACAGGCAAACAGUCAAUAUCGGCGGGGACUUCAAUCCAGACACUGGCCACUUCCGAUGUCGCAUCCCAGGGGCUUAUUACUUUUCUUUCUCUGUGGGGAAAUUUCCGAAGAAAAUGCUCUCUGUGAUUCUGGUGAAGAACGGAGAGGAAGUGCAGGCCAUAGCAUAUGAUGACUACCGAAAGAAAGGGAGGAAAGUUCAGAGUCAGAGCGUCAUGAUCAGUUUGAAGCAAAUGGACACAGUGUGGCUGCUCUUACAGCAGAAUCCGCAGUAUGCUUUGUACAGCAAUGCUGGCCCGUACAUCACCUUCUCUGGUUACCUUGUCUACCCAGAUGUCACCUCCAGCUACAUCAGCAACCAUCUGUCCUCACCAGGGUUCUCCUACCCAAACUGCCCACCUCAGGCUGAUCCAUGGGCCAAAGGUCAAAGUUCGGACCAGCCACGGUCUGCCUUCUCUGUUGCACGGACAUCCACUCUCAUGGGUCAGAGCAGCCGGCAUCAGGACAAGCCACCACUAAGCUUUGAUGUGGAAUAUGUCAACAUUGGGGGACAUUUUAACAAAACCUCAGGCUUGUUCACCUGCUACAUCCCAGGCACAUACUUCUUCGCCUUCACAGUGGGGAAACACCCUCGCAAGGCUGUGUCUGUGAAGCUGAUGACCGGGAAAGGCGAGGUGCAGGCCAUGGUGUUCGAUGAGGACACUUCAAAGAGACGGGAGAUGCAGAGUCAGAGCCUAUUGCUGUCUCUCCGCAAAGGCGAGAGUGUGUGGCUAUACAGUCAGCAGGAUGAGCGCUAUGCUGUUUACAGCAACCAGGGCAGGUACACAACCUUCUCUGGGUUUCUGGUUUACCCAGAAAUGGAGACCGUCACACCUCCCACCCCGCAGUACAGAACUCACUACUAAACCUUUCACCCUUCAGUCCAUGGUGUCCUCUUUUUUUCUUUUUUUUCUUACAAAGUAGUUGAGAAAGAUAAGACUGUGUUUUUGUAGAGUUUCUGUAGGUUUUGUCUUCGUAGUGCAGCAGAAAAUGUCCUGUACUUUUUUAUCUGUUUCUUUAAAAUAACAGUAAAGAAAACAUCUGCCACCAUGUUUAUCCACAAGGUGGUGCUAGAUCACCAUUUAAAUGCUUCACAAAAUACAACGAGGUUAUUGUUCUGUAAAUGCAUUUAGCCGCAAGACAUUGCAAGCAACUUAUUGAUUUAGUAAUUAAGUGAGUGUUGGUCUUUAAUUGACUUUUCAUAAUUUUUGUAUACAAGUUUAAAAUACUGACAUUUUAACCACUAAAUACCAGUGCUUAUAAGGAUAACGAUGUAAAUGAUGUAUAGUUUAUUAACAUGAACUUACUGUAAAAAUAAGAUUUAGAGAUGCAGCAUAGUCAUGUCAGAGCUUAACAUCUUGUUGUAUUAAACUUGAAUGUUGUGGAUAAAGUUAUCUUUAUCCACAACAUAUUUUUGUAUCUUAAUUGUCAUUUUAGGAAGGUAAUAAAUGAAUUUAUACACUGUA
Molecule: messenger RNA, 3627 nt
Organism: Xyrichtys novacula (pearly razorfish)
Lineage: Eukaryota; Metazoa; Chordata; Actinopteri; Labriformes; Labridae
Source: the annotation of a GenBank genome assembly